AUGAACGAGACAGUCGACGGUCUAGACGUCUCCCUCCAGGACUUCGAGCCGCCGCCGAGUCCAGAGUCCCUCCGUCAUCGCUCGGUGACACCCAGCGAUCCGGGAAUGACAGAGGCAGGGUUAAACGAGGAGGAGGAGGAGCUGGGGCUGGAGCGGGAGCCGGAAUUGCGUCCGGAUCCGUUUCUGGAUCCGGAUCCGGACGGCGACGACCAUCUUCUCCGGGACUCGGAGACCGGUUCCGCAGGUGGAUAUUCACCCCCGGCGUGGCGGAGGCUCGCCAACGGAGGUCGCAGCAGCGGCUUCUGGACAAGCAAUCCUCCCGCUGAAGGCGUGCCGCCCCUGUCGCCGUACAGUCAUCUCGUCGACCGCCUCCCCACGUCCGUCUCGCGCGAGACCUCGCCAUUCUCCGUCGACGGUGACCAAGACCCGGACGAGGCCGCCGGGUACGCAUAUGACGACGGCAUCUUGCAGAGGGCCAUGCGUACCAGGUUGCCCAAGGGCAGUCAGAGCCCCGAAAGGACGCGCCAGUCCACCCCCGACAUCAAGAGGGAGGUGGACGUCAAGAUCGAGGAGGAUGCAGUGAUGCCGGCGGAAAAGAGAGGUCCAAGUGCCACUCCGGAACCUCUGACGGAUAACUAUAUCCGCUUCGCCAUCCGCGCCGAAGUCCAGCAGCGUACGGAACCGAUCGAGGCGGCCAUCUCGUUCGUCCGCAUGAAGUACACCGCCAUGACGGCCACGUGGUCGUCUAUCAUCUGCUCCAUCCUGGCCGCCCUGGUGGGCGUGUCGCUGAUGAAGGCGCUGAUGCAGCCCGCCGCGACGAGGCCUGCGGGGGACCUGGUCAAGGUGGCCGGCGUGGCCCGGUCGUUCGAGCCGCUAAUAUACUACUCGGAGCAUGCCAUCAUCCAGGUCCACGACCUGCAGGCUACGAGCAUCGCCGUCUGGGAUCUAAGCGAGAGCGUGAGGGCAAGCGACAUGAAGGACGCCACCAGCAUCAUCAACGAUCUCGACGGUCUGAGCGAGACUAUGAAGACGCUUGCCGAGGAGAUGACUCGAUUCUUAUCUCGUGUGGACGGCGAUAUGGACGCCGUCCUCAACGUCAUGGACUGGGCCAGGUUGCACCUCGAGCGGUUCCAGAGCACCAAGAAUCCUUCCACCCUAUCGUCUGCCUACGACAACAUGCACAACCUCCUCUCCCGGACGCACAUACUGGAGGAGCCGUCGGGCGCCCCGACGGCCCUGGGGUCCCUGGCAGGCUUCGUCUUCGGGUUGUCGACGCCGCAGCGGGAGCAGCGCGUCGUGCAGACCAUCUUCCACGAGUUCCUAUCGGUGCUGGAGGACUCGAUCCAGUCGGAGCUGCACCACUCGCUCGCCCUCUUCGCCCUCUUCGAGACGGUGGACCGCCACCUGUUCAACCUGGUGCGCACCGUGGCGCGCGAGUCCUCGGCCCAGGAGGAGCUGCACGCCGACCUCCUGUCGGGCCUGUGGGCCCGGAUCCUUGGCCCCAGGUCCGCCGACGUCCGCAAGUUCGAGCGGAACCGCCUCCUGCUGCGCGACGUCCGCGACAAGACGGUCCGCAACAGGGGCAUCCUCGAGGACCACAACACGAAGCUCCUCGGCCUCAAGGCCUCGCUCGAGGGCCUCCGCGCAAAGCUCGUCUCCCCGCUCGUCAGGGGCGCCAACGCCACCACCCUCUCCCUCGAGGACCAGAUUCGCGGCAUAUCGGACGUGAGCUCCCACCUCGGUGACAUCCGACGCCUCCAGAAGUCACGCGUCAUGGAGUCCAUGUUCGCCACCGUCCCCGGUGAUCGCAGGCUGCUCAUCGAGCAGGACGUCUGGAAAGAUAAUCCUGACAAGCCAAACUGA
Geosmithia morbida is the source of this 1863-nucleotide messenger RNA. RefSeq lists its product as uncharacterized. The transcript is spliced from 3 exons. The record is from RefSeq and is a predicted model, not a curated record. Bases 1 to 1863 code for a protein of 620 amino acids. Lineage: Eukaryota; Fungi; Ascomycota; Sordariomycetes; Hypocreales; Bionectriaceae.